This is a messenger RNA of Cladocopium goreaui, 1290 nucleotides long. Lineage: Eukaryota; Dinophyceae; Suessiales; Symbiodiniaceae. The record is from the annotation of a GenBank genome assembly.
AUGUUGAAGAUCACAACAUCCUCGGCUAGAGCACAGAUCAUCAGUGGCAGAUGGCAGCGCUUAGACUUCGAGCUUCUCAUUUUCUACCUGUCGAGGCCCGUGGUGAAGCCUCCACCCGUGAAGGACAUUCCCAUCGAAGCUUGUCAGUGGCAGUAUAUGGACACCAAAGGCAAUCUGCAGGGUCCUUUCUCAUCCCAUCAGAUGGCUCUGUGGAACCAGCACAACAUGCUGCCCAAGACUUUGCGCUUACGUCGGACCAUCGACACCGCCUUCAGCACCGUGGACGAGUACUUUCCAGCACCAUCCACAGCUUUCAAAUCUCAACCGGUUGUACCUGCUGCGAAUGCGGGGAAGGCAUCGUACGAGACCCCCAAGCCUGCAGAAAAAAGGCCCAAUGUGGCUCCACCCAAGGUAUCGGCAGAUGCAGCUUUGGCCAACUUGGGGCCUUUGGCUUCCCUCUUCGCCAACGCCACAGCCGCGGCACAUGCCAGCGCUCAGCAGGCGAUGUCGCAGGCGGUGAAGAAAGGUGAGAAGGGUGAGAAGGGUGAGAAGGGUGAGAAGGGUGAGAAGGGCAAAGGAAAGGCUCGGGAGGAGGGCGACCAUCCCAGACAGGGGCGUGGGAAGGCGAAAGAGAAGGCUGAAGCCCAGAACAAUGGCUGGAGCUGGUCAGCAGAACAUGGCUGGACCAACGAUAAGUCCUGGUGGGAAUGGUCCGCAUGGAAUGGCUGGGAGACAGAGAAUUGGGAGAAUGGCAAGCACAGUGAGUGGAAAUCUGAAAGCCCGGGGAAGGAGAAGGGCGAGAAGGGCGUGACAGCCGUUCAGGCAGCUUUCGGCAGCUUGAACUGGGGUCCACCCUUUAAGGAUGUGGACCUAUUUCCCGAGGAUCCUCUCCGCCGUGUGCUGGAUGAGGGCAUCGUGUGGGAGGAACGGUGGAUCUCUCCGCUGGCUGUGCGUUUUUCACAGGGGAAGAUUCAUCCCUUCUUCCACGAGCGGGGACCCAUCUCCGAGGUCAUGAGUCAAAUGAAGUUCAAGACAGAAGAUGGCAAGCGCAUCAAGCGCAUUGAUCCACCUUUUCCGCCCAUUCGGCUGUUGCAUCUGAAAGAGCAGGGCGUCCUGGUCACGUUGGACAAUCGGCGCCUAUACGCGCUGCAGCGUUUUGCUCUUCAGGAAUGGCCGACUCCUUGUUUGGUGCGGGCACUCUGUGUGGAUGAGCUGACACCUACGAGGUGCGCAAAUUUGCCCAAUAUGGGGCUACCAAUGGAUGGUGAUAUGGUUAGUAUCACCCACUAA